AUGGAUGUCACAAACCAAACAGUUGUAGAGUUUGUUUUUUCUGGAUUGACAGAUAAUAACAUCCUGAAAUCCUUCCUCUUCAUACUCUUCCUGCAUGUCUACUUUGUUACCAUAGUUGCCAAUCUUGGCUUGGUGGCUAUUGUCAGGACCACAUCAACCCUCCAGAAUCCAAUGUACUACUUCCUAAGUUACCUGUCCUUGGUGGACAUUUUUUAUUCUUCUACAAUAACUCCUAAGAUGCUUGUGGGCCUUAUCUGCUGGAAGAACACCAUCUCCUUUGAAGGCUGUGCUCUUCAGUUUUUCUUCUAUGCAGCUUUGGCAGCUACAGAGUCAUUUCUCCUCUCCACCAUGUCCUAUGACCGCUAUGUAGCUAUCUGCCACCCUCUCCACUAUGUGUCCAUAAUGACGAAGAAGAAAUGUCUGUCUCUCGUUCUGGUUUCCUUCUCCAUUGGCUUUUUACAGUCUUCUGUACAGACCAGCUUUGCUUUCACUGUACAAUUCUGUGGGUCAGUCCUCAUCAACCAUUUCUACUGUGAUGUUCCUUCUGUUCUCAGACUGUCUUGCUCAGAUACUUCUACCAGUGGCAUGGUCACUGUCUACAUGGUAGGUUCUUUGGCCAUCAGCUCAUUGAUGACUAUCCUUAUUUCAUACACCCUCAUUAUCUUUUCUGUUACAAACAUGAGAUCCACAGAAGGUAGGAGGAAGGCUUUCAGUACCUGCUCCUCACACCUCAUUUGUGUCUUCAUCUUUUAUUUCACUGUAUUGUUCACAUACUUGCGUUCUCCCUCCAGUGUCUUUACCAUACGGGAUAAGGUGGCUUCUGUCUUCUACACAGCAGUGACACCAAUGCUGAACCCCCUUAUUUAUAGUCUGAGGAACCAAAGUGUAAGAGGAAUCAUAAUUAAAUUAGUCAAAAGUUUUCAGGGUCUCCAUGCAGAGUUUCCCCAACUGUGUGUAAACUUCAGGAAGAAAAUAUGCAGUUCCAACCACCCACAGCAUUAUAGAAACUGA
Messenger RNA from Bufo bufo (common toad), 1011 nucleotides. Its product is annotated as olfactory receptor 1020-like. The record is from RefSeq and is a predicted model, not a curated record. The transcript has a single exon. Gene Ontology annotation, biological process: sensory perception of smell; G protein-coupled receptor signaling pathway. NCBI's taxonomy places the organism in Eukaryota, Metazoa, Chordata, Amphibia, Anura, Bufonidae. Gene Ontology annotation, cellular component: membrane. Gene Ontology annotation, molecular function: olfactory receptor activity; G protein-coupled receptor activity; odorant binding. Bases 1 to 1011 code for a protein of 336 amino acids.